AUUCGCUGCACUGCACUGCUCUCUAUCCCUCUCUCUUUCUCUGGACACGGCGGCGACGAGCAGCAGCACACGGCGGCCAUCUGCAGGCGCGAACUAGCCGGCGAGCGGCGGCACUACAGGGUCGGAGAGCGGCGGACGUGGUCAGGUAGUCACCAUGGUUUUCCUUCAGGCCGAGAUGUCUUGGAAUGUUCUGAUCCCUGCUGACCAGCUGAGCCCCGAGGGUCUGUUGCUCCGCAAGUCCAUCAUCGUGCGUCUUCUGGAGGACAUAACAAACAGGAAAGCCUCCAAGGACCAUGGCUACUACAUCGCUGUCAAUGAGCUGAAGGCGAUAUCUGAAGGGAAAGUUCGUGAGCUGACCGGAGAUGUUCUUUUCCCGGUCACAUUUACCUGCAUCACCGAGAAGCCCAUGAAGGGUGAGAUCUUAGUCGGCUCUGUGGAGAAGAUCCUGAAGCACGGUGUGUUCCUCAAAUCUGGACCUAUGGAGAACAUCUUUCUGUCAGAGAAGACGAUGAGUGAGUACAAGUACCUUGGCGGCGAGAGUCCGAUGUUCAGGAAGGACCACUCGAAGCUUGAAAAGGAUACCAUCGUGCGCUUCAAGGUCAUGGGCUUCCGGUGGAUGGAAGCAGAUCGCCAGUUCCAGCUCCUCGCAACGCUGGCUGGUGAUUUCCUCGGGCCGCUGUGAAGCGGAUGCUUCCACAGGCUUAGCAUGCCCCCUGCUGUAUAUUUUGUUAUCCAGGCCGAUGGAUGGAUGUGUCUGUAGG
Lolium perenne is the source of this 761-nucleotide messenger RNA. RefSeq names its product DNA-directed RNA polymerase V subunit 7. Gene Ontology annotation, molecular function: single-stranded RNA binding; single-stranded DNA binding. The record is from RefSeq and is a predicted model, not a curated record. Lineage: Eukaryota; Viridiplantae; Streptophyta; Magnoliopsida; Poales; Poaceae. Gene Ontology annotation, biological process: DNA-templated transcription initiation.